UCUUCUUCUUCCAUUUCCCAUACAUCAAUAAAUUUCCUCUACGAAAAUGGGAUUCAUCAGUGGCAUGAUCAUUGGCAUUGCAAUCGGUAUCCUAUUGAUCAUCGCUUUCGCUCGUCAAGAAAGCACUCGAUCCAAGCGUCGCACUGAUUUGGCAAACACGAUAGCAAGGUUUGCAAGGAUGACGGUGGAAGAUUCUAGAAAACUUUUGCCUCCAAAUUUCUAUCCAUCAUGGGUGGUUUUUACUCGGAGACAAAAGUUAAGUUUAAAUUUCUCAUAGAAUCAUCAAAUUCAAAUUUUGUAAGGUUUUCUAAUAUUGAUUUGUUUGUUAAUGCAGUUGAAUUGGCUUAAUGUUCAACUACAAAAGAUUUGGCCAUUCGUUGAUGAGGCAGCGUCAGAAUUGAUAAGAAACAAUGUUGAACCCAUUCUUGAACAAUAUCGGCCAUUGAUUUUGUCAUCUCUCACAUUUUCCAAGUUGACUCUUGGGAAUGUAGCUCCACAAUUUACAGGGAUUUCAAUUAUUGAAGAGGAUAGUGGUCCUAAUGGCAUCACAAUGGAGUUUGAAAUGCAAUGGGAUGGUACCCCAAAUAUUGUUCUUGACAUUAAAACUAAAGUUGGUGUUGUACUUCCUGUGCAGGUAAAAAAUAUUGGAUUCACUGGGGUUUUCAGGUUGAUCUUCAAACCUCUAGUAAAUGAAUUCCCUGCUUUUGGAGCUGUUUGUUUUUCUUUAAGAGAAAAGAAAGCUUUGGAUUUUACUCUUAAGGUGGUUGGUGGUGACAUUUCGUCUUUACCGGGGAUAUCUGAUGCUAUAGAGGAAACAAUUAGAGAUGCCAUUGAAGACUCUAUAACUUGGCCAGUACGCAAAAUUAUACCAAUUAUACCAGGAGAUUACAGUAACCUAGAAUUGAAACCAGUUGGAACACUAGAUGUAAAGUUAGUGCAAGCAAAGAACUUGGCAAAUAAAGAUCUUAUUGGAAAAUCUGAUCCUUAUGCUGUUGUAUUUGUACGCCCACUUCGCGACAAAACCAAAACCAGUAAAACAAUAAGUAACCAGUUGAACCCAAUAUGGAAUGAGAACUUUGAAUUUGUUAUUGAAGAUGUAUCUACACAACACUUGACCAUAAGAAUCUUUGACGAUGAAGGGAUUCAAGCAGCAGAACUUAUUGGUUGUGCCCAAGUUUCCUUAAAGGACCUUGAACCUGGUAAAGUCAAAGAUGUAUGGUUGAAACUAGUUAAGGAUUUAGAAAUCCAGAGAGAUAACAAAUACAGGGGUGAGGUGCACUUGGAGCUCUUGUACUGUCCACAUGGAGUUGAGAACACUUUUAAAAGCCCUUUUUUCUCUGAUUAUACUUUAACCACAUUUGAGAAGACUCUCAAGAGCGGAUCUAAUGACUUAGAGGAUGAUGAUAUUUCAAUAUCAUCAUCACGGUCAUCGUCAAGACCAUCGUCACGACCAUCAUCACGAUCUUCAUCGCGAAGGAGAAACAGUGUGAUUGUAAGAGGAGUUUUAUCCGUCACAGUAAUUUCAGCUGAAGAUUUGCCAGUAGUGGAUUUCAUGGGCAAGGCUGAUCCAUUUGUUGUCCUUUCAUUGAAAAAAUCAGAAAAGAAAGUCAAAACUAGAGUUGUUAACGAAACCUUAAAUCCAGUAUGGAAUCAAACAUUUGACUUUGUUGUGGAGGAUGGUUUACACGACAUGUUAAUUGUUGAACUUUGGGAUCAUGAUACCUUUGGCAAGGAAAAAAUGGGGAAAGUGAUCAUGACACUAACAAAGGUGAUCUUAGAAGGGGAAUACCACGAAACAUUUAUUUUGGAUGAUGCCAAAUCUGGAAAGAUUAAUUUGCAUUUAAGGUGGACUGCACAACACAAGUAUCGGGAGCCUUAAUACUUUACUUAUACGUUAGAUUGAGUUUAUUUUGUAAAAAUUACAAUUAUCAUCUUUAAAAAAAAUAGCAUGAUAGAAA
This is a messenger RNA of Vicia villosa (hairy vetch), 1958 nucleotides long. RefSeq names its product synaptotagmin-5-like. Gene Ontology annotation, cellular component: endoplasmic reticulum. The record is from RefSeq and is a predicted model, not a curated record. Gene Ontology annotation, molecular function: lipid binding. NCBI's taxonomy places the organism in Eukaryota, Viridiplantae, Streptophyta, Magnoliopsida, Fabales, Fabaceae. The transcript has 12 exons.